AGUAGCUGCUCGGCCUCUGCUGCCCCUGCGGCAGGACGAGCCAGCGCGCGCCGCGCGUUUGUAGGAUUUCAAUUUUCUCCUUGGCAAAGUAACAGCUCGGAGCUGACCUCUUGCUUCGUAUCUGUCUAAAUGUCUCCCGGUGCCCGUUGUUCAGAAGAGAGCUUCCCUCUCCUUUGUCUCCACAGAUCCGUCUGGGUUUAUUUUUGAUGUGCAGUCCAAUACUGUGAUGGCCCAAGGAGGAACCUUUGAAAACAUGAAGGAGAAGAUCAGCGCCGUGCGCGCGAUCGUCCCCAACAGGAGCAACAACGAGAUCGUCCUCGUGCUGCAGCAUUUUGACAACUGCGUGGACAAAACGGUGCAAGCCUUCAUGGAAGGCAACGCCAGCGAAGUGCUGAAAGAGUGGACUGUAACAGGCAAAAAAAAGAACAAGAAGAAGAAAACCAAACCGAAACCACAAGCUGAGUCGAGCCCUGGCCUCCCAGAGCCCGGGAAAUCGGUGUCAGCUGAAGAGGAGCAGUCGGCCAACUCGGAGAAGGGAGGAAUUAACGGUUUCCAUGUCAACGGCUGCGCCCACGACACGGAGUCCGUGGACUCGCUCAGCGAAGGUUUGGAUGCACUUUCAAUUGAUGCCAGAGAGCUGGAGGAUUGUGAGUCUGCUGCACCAGACAUGCCUGAUAGAACAGUGCCUCGGCUCCCCAACGGGGUAACGGACUGUGACGCCAAGUCGCUCACCGCGCGCCCUUCCCCGAGCCCCUCGUCCCUCAGGCCACGGCCGGAGCAGAGGAGCGCGAGCAGGUCCCUGCCCAGAUCCACCACGAGCCACUCGACUCCCUCCUCGCUGGCCGCGGCGCGGCUGGAGGACGUUCCGCUGUCGCCCGCGAACAAGAAGCUGGGUUCUAAUAUUGAAAAAUCAGUGAAGGAUCUCCAGCGCUGCACCGUUUCGCUGGCUCGGUACCGGGUGGUGGUGAAGGAGGAGAUGGAUGCUUCCAUUAAGAAGAUGAAGCAGGUCUUUGCUGAGCUGCAGAGUAGGUAAGUUAAACGCAGGGCCAAGAGCCGGCUGUUGAGCCUUAAGACCAAUACACGUGGAAUAAGGCCUGAGCUUUCCAGUCAGGGCAGGGACUUGCUGGGGCUGCCCGACGGCCCCAGGGCUGGGCUGCAGCCUUCAAGACUAAACCAGAGUCUAAAGUCCUGUACUCCGCAGC
Molecule: messenger RNA, 1202 nt
Organism: Athene cunicularia (burrowing owl)
Lineage: Eukaryota; Metazoa; Chordata; Aves; Strigiformes; Strigidae
Gene: SPATS2
Product: spermatogenesis associated serine rich 2
Exons: 6
Coding region: 227-1033 (268 amino acids)
Cellular component (GO): cytoplasm
Molecular function (GO): protein binding
Source: RefSeq, a predicted model, not a curated record